UUCACUUCUGAGCCAGCUAUAAAUGGAGGCAGGUGAGACACCCUUCCCAAACCACAUCCCUGCUCUGGAGGAAUUGCCCUCAGCUCUCCCCAGCCCUGCAGCUGACAGCAAGGCUGUCAUCCAGCUCCUAUAGCAAGAAAUCUGCACCCCAGAAGUCCUACUGAGAUGGGCAAAAUCAUCGUUUAUGAGCAUGCCAACUUCCAGGGUAUGUCCAGAGAAUUCACCACUAACAUUUCCAAUCUAAAAGAUGCAGAUUGGAAUGAUGUUAUCUCCUCAGUGAAAGUAAUUGGCCAGCCUUGGGUGGCUUAUGAGCAUGAUAACUACAGAGGCCGAUUUCUGGUACUUGAGGAGGGAGAACAUAGCUCCGUUGGUAAAGAGAUGAAUGACAGGAUCAGCUCUCUGCAGGUGAUCACUGAAAAUCUGCACAACCCCCAGAUCACUCUCUACGAACACAUUGAUUAUCAAGGGAAGAGCAGAAUAAUAAGAGAAGCAACCAACCUGGCUGCAGGACACGACAAUGACAUCAUGUCUUCCCACAAGGUCCAGAGAGGUGUCUGGCUGCUGUGUGAGCACAGCGAUGGAGGUGGAUUUCAAUACCUUGCCCGAGAGCACGAACACCUUCCAAAUUACAAGGCCAUCGAUUUCAAUGACAAGCUUUCCUUCCUGCGUCCCCUGCGCCCUGGCUGUGGCUGUUAGAAUGCAGAUCCUGCAGCACUGAGAAAAGAUGCAGCCCCGGCAAGAAAUUUGACACCUUGAUCUCCACCUCUGCUUGUGCUGCCUUUCCCCCCAGUGUCACAGGACCACCGAAUGUGAGCUCUCUGCUGUGCUGCUCUGCAGAUCUGUACUUCUCUAUCCUGACUUGCGUGCCUGUCCCGCCCCACAAAUGCAAGAAUCAUCACGCUUGAGCAUAUGAAAGAGUGUCCAAGCUAGAGGAGGCAUGCCAGAGGUGUGAAAUCUGUUGUACCCUCAGGUGGCAUUCCAGAUUCCUGGGCUAUGGAAUGUAGAAGCAUUGAGUGUUGUUUCUGUUACUAGGUGAUGCAAAAAUGUUAUUGCAGAACCAGCAUCACUUCCUUUGUGAUUUGCAUUGCAAUGCCCUUGUGGUCCUGUGGCCUCUGCCAUUGUCUGUAAUCCAUUUUGUGUUGGUGCCAUUAAAGAAUCUUUUGCAAUCA
Molecule: messenger RNA, 1169 nt
Organism: Haemorhous mexicanus (house finch)
Lineage: Eukaryota; Metazoa; Chordata; Aves; Passeriformes; Fringillidae
Product: epidermal differentiation-specific protein-like
Exons: 2
Coding region: 166-696 (176 amino acids)
Biological process (GO): lens development in camera-type eye; visual perception
Molecular function (GO): structural constituent of eye lens
Source: RefSeq, a predicted model, not a curated record